AUCACAACCAGGCCAGGCUUCCUGGUCGAACAAAAAACAUUUAUGAGUAGUUUCGUCUUUCAGCGGAGUGCGUCUCGUCUUUCGGGUCAUAACACCAGGGGUGUGUACUAUUUAUACCUGUUUUCAAAACUCUCAAAAAGCUAAGAAUUUGUCUAGUAAAGCUUUGGUAUAGGGACGAUUGUGAAGGGCCACACGAACUCCCAACAGUGAAAACGAAAUCGUGGAGACAUUACAAGAUGGCGGCGAUUAAGGCCGCUCUCCCAGUCGUCGCCUUGUUGUGUAUAGCUGUGUGUGCUUUAGCCUCUGUCCACGAAAGGUUUGGAGAGCAACCGAAGCCGUUGUCAUUCUCUCAAGACAAAGAUCUUGAUCAUAAGAUCGACAAAAGGGAUGUAUGGUCACGGUACAAUUACAUCUCACUCAACAGGCGGAAGCGAUCCUUGGUUGUGGAUUCGAACCUUGCUAAUGUGAGUUACUUAGAUAUUCCGCUUUCGUCUCUCGUGGUUCAUUCUCGGCAGAGGCGAGCAGUGACGGACAUUCCAGAAGUCAGCGUUCAAUUCAGCGAAAACCAGGCUGGUCAGGUGCUGUCGUUUGCUAACUACGUGCCUCGGAAUGUAUCGAGGACGUACAUGCUCAUGUCCUCAUCCGUAGACAGCACCUUGUUUACCCUGUCCAGCACGGGAACACUCAACUGGAUAUCAGCAAAUUCUCUGGAUUAUGAGACAACGAAGACCGUCACAAUAGUUGUUAACGCUACGAGCACUGUUGACCAAGCGGAUGUUUACGUCAUCCUUACCCGAAUCAACGUCACGGAUGUCAACGAACCGGCGGUCUUCAUCACCAAACCCCAGCCAUACCAGGCCACCCUUACGACCAUCGCUCCCCAGGACACUCUGGUCAUCUCACUCCAGGCCCAGGACCCUGAUGCUGGAGCUUCUGUUGGGUACAGCCUGACUUCAGUGAACCCGAGCAACCUCAGAAGUCGGUUCACUCUGAUCGAGGUCGGCACUAGUGGAGCUCGCUCUUGUGAGAUUCGCACUGUGGGUAGCGCCCAGUUCCCGCAGGGUCAAGAGAUAACCAUCACCGUCACGGCUAAGGAUAACAAUGACGCCACGGCCAGCCCCACAACCACGACGGUCAGCGUGUUGGUAGGAUUUCGCUCCCCGCAGUUCAUGGAGAUUCUUUACGAGGGCUACGCACAAGAAAACAACCAACCGCUACAGAUGGUAUACACCCAACCAGACGGCAAUGUGCCGCUUAAAAUAGAGACCAAAUUGUUCCAGCCGUCACCAGUUACCUACAGCUUGCUCAACUCCAACGGCCAACCCUCCUCCGACUUCACGGUUGACAGUGAUGGAGUCGUCAAAAGUCUCCAAACGAUAGACUAUGAGACAGCCCCGUCUCCACAAGUACAGCUGACUUUGAGGGCUGUGCAAGUUGUGGGGACUACUACUUUCCCCAGCACGGCUACAGUGUUGAUCAGGCUUGUAGAUAUAAAUGACAACAGCCCUGAGUUUGAAAUGUCUCGAUACUUGGCCACAGUACCGGAGGACACAGCUGUAGGCACUUCUAUACUAGAAGUAAAGGCCACCGACCGAGACUCGGGUACCAACGCCAUGAUCACCUACAACCUUAGGGAUACCCAGGACUUCUCCAUCACGACUGUGACAAGGAACGGCUCCUAUGUAGGAAUCAUGUCGGUCAAACAGCGCCUUGACUACGACAGAACGCCCAACCAUUAUUAUGACUUCGUUGUGGUGGCUGCUGAUCAAGGGAAGCCAACAUCCAGAACGAGCACCACCAGCGCGCGGGUGUUUGUUCGAAACACUAAUGACGAGGCGCCCAUGUUCACCAAUGAACCCGGCAAGACGUUCACUGUGGCGCAGGGACUUCCGGUCAAUUCGGUGAUCGCGCAGAUUCAGGCCACCGACCUCGACGGAGACAGGGUCCGCUACUCUUUCACAGUGCCCCAGAGCAAGUUCAGUCUGGCACAAGACACUGGGAUUAUCACGCUGCAGUCAGCGUUCACACAGGACGACUACGAGUUUGUGCUGAACAUUACGGCCAGGGAUGACGGCUCGUGCUGUGGUGGUGUCACCUCACUAAGCAACACGACGUAUAUAGUUAUUCAAGUGAUGGGCACCAAUAACAACAAGCCCACCUUCACCAACUGCUCAGCCUACGAUUUGUCUAACGUCUUUGAAGAAUCUCCGAACAACUCUUUUGUCAUACAGGUUUCUGCUACGGACCAGACAGAGGCCUUAACGGUAGACUGAUCUACACUCUCGUCCGCCCUGAACAAUACCUGAAAAUCGUACCCACCAACGGAACUAUUUAUGUGUCAGGGAGAAUCGACAGAGAGGCGUCUAACAUGGAGAAGUAUAUUCAGGUGACUGUUUAUGCUGAGGAUGGUGGGAAUCCUUCCUUGCAAGGCUGGUGUGCAUUCAGACUCCAAGUGCAGGACAUCAACGACAACGCGCCAAAGUUUGACAAAACCCAGUAUAUUUCCAACAUAACCAUUGACACCAGG
Molecule: messenger RNA, 2527 nt
Organism: Pomacea canaliculata
Lineage: Eukaryota; Metazoa; Mollusca; Gastropoda; Architaenioglossa; Ampullariidae
Product: protocadherin-like protein
Exons: 11
Coding region: 237-2273 (678 amino acids)
Biological process (GO): homophilic cell-cell adhesion
Cellular component (GO): plasma membrane; cell-cell junction
Molecular function (GO): calcium ion binding
Source: RefSeq, a predicted model, not a curated record